This is a messenger RNA of Cololabis saira (Pacific saury), 4835 nucleotides long. RefSeq names its product solute carrier family 12 member 7-like. Gene Ontology annotation, cellular component: membrane. The record is from RefSeq and is a predicted model, not a curated record. Gene Ontology annotation, biological process: cell volume homeostasis; potassium ion homeostasis; potassium ion import across plasma membrane. Gene Ontology annotation, molecular function: potassium:chloride symporter activity. Lineage: Eukaryota; Metazoa; Chordata; Actinopteri; Beloniformes; Belonidae. The transcript has 27 exons. The coding region runs from base 657 to 4025 and encodes 1122 amino acids.
CGAAGAAGAGCCGGCUGCUGGAAGGGAGUGGAGGAAACCCAAAGCCUCAAGACUGGAACAGAUCAAAGACUGUUCAGGGAUUUUAUCUGUAAAUAGUAUUAUUAUUGUUUAACUUUUUCAUACUAUCUCCUUUUUCUUUUUUUUUAACGGACUUGUAGAUAAUUUGAACUUUUGGAUUGGAGUUAGUUUAUCUUUUGGCACUUACAUGUGUGAGGGUUAGAUAUGGGAGAGUCAGAGCAGAGGGAGGAGCUGCAGGGUUCUCAUGUCAGGGCUCUUUCUAAUGGUAAAUAGAGGGUCACAUGGGGCAAUAGCCUUGGAGCAGUGGGAGAAAAAAGGGAGGGAAAGGAACAAGGAGGGAGAGGGACAAAAUACCCUGAAGGACUUUGGUCUGCCUCAUGUGCUGGGGCAGUACUUUCACCCUGAGUUUAAAGGACACUACAGGUAGAAAGGAAACAAAGGAAUGCCAUGUUGUGGUUAAGUUUAACUUUAAGUCUCGCAGAGAUCCUGACAGGGUUUUAGAUGUUUGUUAAAAACAUCUCAAAAGACUUCAUCUAAAGACUUUUAAACUGUGGGUGUGAAAGUCCACCGGCUACUACCACCUUCCUGGUUGUCAUUACACCUGUUCAGAGUCUCUUCCGGGCAACAGAACAACCAAGAUGCCCACUAACUUCACCGUGGUGCCUGUGGACGAUGUGAAGGAGGGCAGUAACGGUGGGGCUCCGGAAGAAGAGAGCAAACCUAUCAGUCUGAGGAAAAUCUUUCAAGAUAAAAAGGGUGUGGAUAACGUUCAAGAACCUCAUUCAGAAGGAGAAGAUGAUCAGAAAGAGUCCAGUCCAUUCAUCAACGGAGAGCAAGACAAAGAAUACAGUUAUGAAGGGAAGAACAUGGCCCUGUUUGAGGAGGAAAUGGACAGUACCCCUAUGGUAGCAUCACUUCUCAACAAACUGGCCAAAUACACCAACCUUACCCAGGGAGUUCGUGAGCACGAGGAGGCUGAAGAUGGGGUCAGGAGAGUCGCAGUCACGGUACCCCAGAUGGGAACAUUCAUCGGGGUUUACCUGCCCUGCAUGCAGAACAUUAUUGGUGUGAUUCUCUUCCUGCGUCUUACCUGGAUAGUCGGCACCGCAGGGAUCCUCGGAUCUCUCGCCAUCGUUUCCAUGUGCUGCAUCUGUACCUUGCUCACAGCCAUAUCGAUGAGCGCCAUAGCAACAAACGGAGUUGUACCAGCUGGUGGCUCAUACUACAUGAUCUCCAGGUCCUUGGGUCCAGAGUUUGGAGGAGCAGUGGGUCUGUGUUUCUACCUGGGAACCACUUUUGCUGGAUCCCUGUACAUACUGGGCACCAUAGAGAUUCUUCUGACGUACAUUGUUCCAACAGCCACGGUGUUCAAAGACAACGGUGAUGCAGCAAAGCUCAACAACAUGCGCCUGUAUGGCACAUGCUGCCUGGUGCUGAUGGCUCUAGUCGUGUUUGUAGGUGUGAAGUAUGUGAACAAACUGGCUCUGGUGUUUCUCUCUUGUGUGGUUCUUUCCAUCAUGGCCACCUAUGCAGGAGUCAUCAAGACGCUUAUUGAACCCCCAGAGUUUAAUGUCUGUUUGUUGGGGAAUCGCUCUCUAAAGAAUGAAAUGUUUGAUACAUGUACAAAGAGGGAAGAAGACCAAACCGUCUUCACCAACCUGCGGGAUCUUUUCUGUAACAGCAAAUAUCCAAACGCAACCUGUGAUGAAUACUACUCCCUAAACAAUCUGACAGAAAUACGGGCUAUACCCGGGCUUCUGAGCGGAGUCAUCAGAGACAACUUGUGGGACAACUAUGGUCUAGCUGACACGAUGAUAGAGAAAAAAGAUCUGCCUUCAAUAUCCCCUCUAGUUUCAUCCACUGACAAAGAUGAGCACUACGUCCUCCGUGACAUCACUACAUACUUCACUUUGUUAGUAGGGAUAUACUUCCCCUCUGUCACGGGUAUAAUGGCUGGUUCUAACAGGUCUGGGGAUCUUAGAGAUGCCCAGAGGUCCAUCCCAAUCGGAACUAUUCUGGCUAUUCUCACCACCUCGUUCAUCUAUAUCUCCUUUGUUGUCUUGUUUGGCGCUUGUAUUGAAGGAGUUGUGCUGAGAGACAAGUUUGGUGACUCAGUAAAGAAGAACCCUGUUAUUGGGAUUCUGGCCUGGCCGUCGCCUUGGGUGAUUGUGAUUGGCUCAUUUUUCUCGUGCUGUGGUGCUGGUCUGCAGAGCCUCACUGGCGCCCCUCGGCUGUUGCAAGCAAUCGCACGCGAUGGCAUCAUCCCGUUCUUACAGGUCUUCGGUCAUGGGAAGGCUAAUGGCGAGCCCACUUGGGCUCUUUUGCUGACAGUUGGAAUCUGCGAGAUUGGAAUCCUCAUCGCGUCACUGGAUAACGUAGCGCCCAUCCUCUCCAUGUUUUUCCUGAUGUGCUACCUCUUUGUCAACUUGGCCUGUGCUGUUCAGACCUUGCUGCGUACGCCUAACUGGAGACCUCGCUUUAAGUUUUAUCACUGGACCUUAUCCUUCUUGGGAAUGAGUCUCUGUCUCUCCCUCAUGUUUGUCUCCUCCUGGUACUACGCGCUGGUCGCCAUCAUGAUAGCUGGCUGUAUCUACAAAUACAUUGAGUACAGAGGGGCGGUGAAGGAAUGGGGUGACGGGAUCCGAGGUCUGUCCUUAAAUGCAGCACGUUACGCUCUCAUCCGCCUGGAGGAAUCACCACUGCACACCAAAAACUGGAGGCCACAGCUGUUGGUGCUGUGCAAGCUGGACUCGGACCUGGCAGUGAAGCAUCCUCGUCUCCUGUCCUUUACCACGCAGCUCAAAGCAGGGAAGGGCCUGACCAUCGUCUGCUCAGUCCUGGAGGGCACGUUCAUGACCUGCAAGAAGGACGCCAAGACUGGAGAGGAGAACUUGAAAGCAGCUAUGAGUGCUGAGCGGACCAAGGGUUUCUCUCACGUGGUGGUGGCAUCCAACCUGCGAGACGGUUUCUCCAUACUAAUCCAGUCUGCAGGACUGGGAGGGAUGAAACACAACGCCGUCCUGAUGGCCUGGCCAGCUGGCUGGAAACAAGCCCGCGGCUCCUUAGCGAGGAGAAACUUCAUAGAGACAGUGAGAGAGACGACAGCGGCACAGCAGGCUCUGCUGGUUGCAAAGAACAUUGACCAUUUCCCCAACAACCAGGAGCGUUUAAAGGAGGGUACUAUUGAUGUGUGGUGGAUCGUACACGACGGCGGACUGCUCAUGUUGCUGCCUUUUCUUCUUACUCAGCACAAGGUCUGGAGGAAGUGCAACAUGCGGAUCUUCACCGUGGCCCAGAUGGAUGACAACUCCAUCCAGAUGAAGAAAGACCUCCAGAUGUUUCUGUACCAUCUACGCCUGGAUGCAGUGGUGGAGGUGGUGGAGAUGCAUGACAGUGAUAUCUCAGCAUUCACAUAUGAGAAGACACUGGUGAUGGAGCAGAGAUCGCAAAUGCUCAAACAGAUGCAGCUGUCCCGGACUGAGAGGGAAAGAGAGAUUCAAAGCAUCACUGAUGUAUCUCGCGGCUCCAUAAAGAGGAGGAAGUGGUCUGGUGUUGAUGCCUCACCCCAUAACACUCAGAGCAUACCAGAGGAUGAGGCCCAGUUGAUUCAUGACCGGAAUACCGCGUCUCAUUCUGCAACCAACGAGAAGGCUGCAGGGUCCCCGCCAGACCGCGUCCACAUGACGUGGACCAAAGAUAAGCUGCUGAAUGAAAGAAACAAACAGAGAGAAGGGAUGGCAGUCAAGGACAUGUUUAAUAUGAGGCCCGAGUGGGAAAAUCUUAACCAGUCCAAUGUGCGGAGAAUGCACACAGCUGUGAAGCUGAAUGAAGUGGUGGUCAAAAAAUCACGCAAUUCACAGCUGGUCUUGCUCAACAUGCCAGGCCCACCCAAGAGCAAGAAAGGUGAUGAGAACUACAUGGAGUUCCUGGAGGUUCUCAUGGAAGGCCUGGACCGUGUCCUGUUGGUGCGUGGAGGAGGUCGGGAGGUUGUUACUAUCUAUUCUUAGCACCAAGAGGAACCGAGGGAUUUAAGAGAAACUGUGAGGAAACAUGGUAAGACAGUGGGAAUCCGGGUGGAAGAGGCUGAUGGGAGAUGGAGAACAUUGAGCGGCUUUGACAGAAGGGCAAUCAGAAGAAAAGAAGGACCGUGAGCUCCGUCUGCAGCUCCGUACACCUCCUGGGAGUAAAAAGGGUUUGACUGUCGAGCGUCUUCAUACCACAAGAAAAGAACCAGGUAGCUGCACUGGAAAAACGUUUUAUUGAAAGGCUUGUUAUUUCAAGUAAGCAAAACAUUCCUUCACUGGACAUUUGCUGAAAGAGAAAUGACUAGUUAUUGUACCUGCUAUUGAUGACUCGUUUCACUGACAAACAGACAAAAUAAACACAUUUUUAAUUUCAGUGCCAAUUUUGAAAGGUUUUAUCAGCAGACUGUAUUUCAAAAACCUCUGAUUAAGGAACAAUUGUAUGAGCUGUUUAGCCUUAUAUUGGAAAGAAUAACAUCAAAUUCAAACUAGUGUGUUACCAUAACUGCUAAAGUGGUAUCGAUAGACUUAUUAAUAGUGUAAACUGUGCCAAAAUGUGAUCAAAAAGGAAGAAGUGAAAACAGAUGAACCACACCUCCUGUGGUUUGUGUUUAUAGAACAUUUCAUUAGUUUUGUAGUGGAUCAAAAUUUUUGAUAUAAAAGCUUCUUUCAUAAAGGAGGACGUCAUCUUCUACCUUGUACUUUUUACGGCAUAAAUUUAGACUGUGUAGUUGCCUUUUUUUUGUAAUUUUGCCUUUUUUUCGCACUGACAAAUGUUUCUGUAAUUAAUGUGUU